Messenger RNA from Aureobasidium musti, 1047 nucleotides. The record is from the annotation of a GenBank genome assembly. Lineage: Eukaryota; Fungi; Ascomycota; Dothideomycetes; Dothideales; Saccotheciaceae.
AUGGACCCGUCAGAAGUCAACGUCCCUCCGCUCAAGGACCUGACAAUCGACAACAUUACCGAGAAUGUGCACAUGAUCAACUCACAAUGCGACGACCCUCGCAUGAAAUACCUGCUCGAGAGACUCGUCUCCCAUGUUCACGACUUUGCCCGUGAGACGAGGCUCAGCACCAAUGAGUGGAUGGCCGCUAUCCAGUUCCUCACAAAGGUCGGCCAGAUCAGCAGCGACGUACGCCAGGAGUUCAUCUUGCUUUCCGAUGUCAUUGGUCUCUCGCUCUUGGUCGACAGUAUCGAUCACCCCAAGCCCGCUGCCAGUACAGAGGGCACUGUUCUAGGCCCCUUCCACACCCACGAAGCUCAACUCGAGGGCAACGGCGGCAGCAUCUCACAUGACCCCGACGGUGAGCCUUGCUUAGUCCUUUGUACUGUCAAGGACACUGCCGGCAAGCCCAUUGAGAACGUCAAGAUUGAUAUCUGGGAGACGGACAGCAAAGGCUUCUACGACGUGCAAUACGCAGAAAGAGAUGGUCCAGAUGGCAGAGCUGUCAUGAAGAGCGACAAGGACGGUGUCUUCUGGUUCAACGCUAUUGUGCCAGUACCAUACCCUAUUCCUCACGAUGGCCCAGUCGGUCAACUUCUCAANAAGUUAAAGCGUCAUCCAUACCGUCCCAGCCACAUGCAUUUCAUGUUCGAGAAGCCCGGCUACGACAACUUGAUCACGUACGUACAUCCUACAUAUCAUCUCUCUCACGUCAUUGUACUGACUUUGCUCCAGNNCGCACUAUACCUGCGUGGCGACCCUUACGAAACUUCAGAUGCCGUUUUUGGUGUCAAGGAGUCGCUGCUCAUCGAUCUGGGUACCGUGUCCGCCGAACAAGCCAAGGAGUAUGGUGUGAAAGAAGGCGGCAAACUCAUUACAUACGACUUCGUUCUUGUGACCGAUGACGAGUCGCGCAAGCUGCGAGAAGAAAAGGCCAUGGAAGCCAUGAAGAAGCUUGGGAGAAGAAUGAAAUUAUACCAGGGCCUGCCUGUGCCCGAUGUCGAUUAG